CAGUCGGCCGGCGUCAGUCGCGUGAGUCGCGUGUGCGCCGCCCGCAUGCCCGCGCCUCGCCUGCUGCCCGCGCGCUGGUGGCGCCGCCGCGAGCAUGAGGCGCCACGCAGCCUGCCGCACCUGCCUCAUCCGCCCCACCCGCCGCGCGACAUGGAGCGGCGGCCGCGGGCGUCGCGAGUGCCGAGCUCCCCCGCGCGCCAGCACCGCCCGCACCACCCGCCGCGCGACGACGACGAGCUCGAGCGCGCCUACCCCUCCAUGGGCCAGCUGGAGUACGUGCUCGCGGGCUCCUCGCCGCCCGCCGAGAGCGCGCCCAACAUGUACGACAGCUUCGAGGAACCGCCGCUCGACCUAACUGCGCACAUCUGCGGCGACUCGUUACGUCAGAGCGCGCAUGAGCAGAUGCGCGCCGUCGGCGGCCGGCUGCGACUCCUCGACGAGUUGGAGACCGGAGCCAUCACGGCCGACACGGCUGCCAACACCUUCGCAACCGCUUCCGAGGCCGAAAAGAAUGUAUGCUUGUUUUGGGCAGCCUUCCUUAGACUAGCAAACCUGCUACCGAUACUGGUGGAUGCUGGAGCGGAUCCGUUGUACUUUGAUGCAUUAGGAUUGUCACCUCUGCACGUGGCCGCCUUCAGCGGUUCUAUAGAAUGCGCCAAUUAUCUCCUAUCGUGCGGCGCCGAUCCAAAUUACAUGGCCCGGUGUUUCGCGCCCCUCCACUGCGCGGCGUUCGGUAACUCUGUGCAAGUGGCUAAUUUGCUAAUUUCCCGUGGCGCUUCCGUGCACGCCGCGGUCAAGUACGUCAAUUGCGAGGGUGGUCUGCUGCACUGCGCGGUACGAGCCAACUCCGUCGAGUGCCUCAAGUUGUUCAUAUCUCACGGAGUCGACGUGAACUUGAUAGAGCCAGGCGGCACCAAUGCCAUUCACCUCGCCGCCGAUUUGGGGAUGAUACAAUGCCUAACUAUAUUGUUGGAGACGCCGGGCGCUGACGCUAAUGUUAGAACACGAGUGGGGGACCGAGAGUCGACGGCGCUGCACUUGGCGGCCGACGGAGGGUUCGUGGAAUGCGUUGAUUUAUUACUGUCUAAAGGCGCAGACGCCAGUUUGAAGAAUCACCGCGGAUUUACGGCGCUGCACCUCGCCGCGCGCUCUUCCAGUUUGGAAUGCGUCGAGUCUUUACUCCGGAAAGGCAAUGCGGAGCCGAACGCUAUGGACUUUGACAAAAGGACGCCGCUUCACGCAGCGAUAGGGAAGUCGGACUCAGCGUGCGACAUCAUCGAGACGCUGAUCAGUUGGGGCGCAAACGUGAACCAGAAGGACGAGUACGGGUUCACUCCGCUGCACCUGGCGGCGCUCGACGGACUCUCCGCCUGCGUGGAGACGCUCAUAUACCACGGAGCUGACGUCACAACCAGAUCUAAAAAAGGAAACUCCGCUCUUAAUGUAAUAGCUAGAAAAACGCCCGCCUCGCUCGCAAUGAUAACGAGGAAAUUGGACUGCGCCAUUACACUCCAUCACUCGCAGACGAGUAACAGGGAGGUGGAGCUCGAACUAGACUUUCGCAGCAUACUACAGCACUGUUACCCUCGGGAAAUCAGUUACUUGAACACCUUCGUUGAUGAAGGGCAGAAAGAAGUACUUUUACAUCCGCUUUGCUCCGCGUUUUUGUACAUAAAAUGGGAGAAAAUCCGCAAAUACUACGUGGCUCGGUUAUUCUUAAGUUUUAUAUUUGUUUUAUGUUUAACUUUGUAUGUCUUGACGGCUUUGGCCCACAACUGUUACAACGGUAGCAAAGAUAUGGAGGAGACAAUUCAGGAACAAGAAUUAUGUCAAAAACAGUCGAUACUUGGGGAUUUGCUACGUAAAAAUCCAUUUGUAAUAGAAAUGCAAUGGUGGGUGCUAGCUGGCAUAACGAUAUUCGAAAUAUUCAGAAAGGUUUACGGCAUCGCUGGCUAUUCAACUGUUAAACAAUACCUGAUGCAAUCUGAGAACAUAAUCGAAUGGUUUGUGAUUGUAAGCGUGUUUCUAAUAUCGUAUAUUUACACAAACAUCACGUAUGCGUGGCAGAAUCACGUCGGCGCGUUCGCGGUGCUCGCCGGCUGGACGAACCUCAUGAUGAUGAUCGGACAGCUGCCCGUGUUCGGCACCUACGUCGCCAUGUACCAGAAGGUGCAGAAAGAAUUCGCUAAACUCCUUAUGGCAUAUUCCUGCAUCUUAAUUGGAUUUACUAUUAGUUUUUGCGUAAUUUUUCCCGACUCGUCGUCAUUCGCAAAUCCUUUCAUGGGCUUUAUUACAGUACUAACUAUGAUGAUUGGCGAACUAAACUUAGACCUUUUACUGAACGAACCGGACGGGAACGAUCCCCCAGUCCUGUUAGAGAUAUCCGCACAAAUCACGUACGUUUUGUUCUUAAUGUUUGUCACUGUUGUACUAAUGAAUUUACUCGUAGGUAUCGCUGUCCAUGACAUUCAAGGAUUGAGGAAGACAGCUGGCUUAUCUAAACUCGUACGCCAAACGAAACUGAUUUCAUAUAUGGAGCUAGCUUUGUUUAAUGGUUAUUUACCAAAAUGUUUACUUAAAAUUCUACAUUCUUCAGCUCUUGUCUCGCCGCAAGCAUACAGAGUUGUAUUAAGCGUUAAGCCUUUAAAUCCGAGCGAGAAAAGAUUACCGAGAGACAUAAUGAUGGCGGCGUACGACAUCGCAAAGAUGCGUAAACAGUACGGGCAUACAAUAUCGUCGAGCGGGUCUACGACAGGCGCAUACUCUUGCUUCAAAAAGUACGAGAACAACAAUGAUUCGGGGUACCGAGAGUACGGGUACUCAGGACUCGGCAGCUUACACGCGAGACUUGAUGAGACUUCGGAGAAUGUAAGACAACUGACACAGGAAGUAAGGGAAUUAAAGAAGUUAAUAAGCGCCCAACAGCUAGUGAUCCAGCAAGCUCUGGCAGGCGCGAUGGACCGUUGAUGAUAUAAUGGGCGGCCGAGUCAUUUUAUUUCAAUGCCAACGGUACACAAGUCAACAAACUACGGAGCGAAUUAACGGCGCUCCGGAGCUCGGCGGUACGGCGGACCCCAUUGUGCGCGUCGCGGACUUAAAUUCAGAGCGUGAUAUUUUUUGCUUUACGGUCGAUGGGAGCUAGUUAAUUUCACGGGAAACAGUUGUGAUUAAAAAUAAUUGUAUUAAUUUAUGAUUGUGAUAUUUGUAAGUAAUUUUAAUGUUAA
Messenger RNA from Manduca sexta (tobacco hornworm), 3224 nucleotides. It is a transcript of the gene wtrw, whose product is annotated as transient receptor potential channel pyrexia. Gene Ontology annotation, biological process: transmembrane transport; monoatomic ion transport. The coding region runs from base 46 to 2967 and encodes 973 amino acids. Lineage: Eukaryota; Metazoa; Arthropoda; Insecta; Lepidoptera; Sphingidae. The record is from RefSeq and is a predicted model, not a curated record. Gene Ontology annotation, molecular function: protein binding; monoatomic ion channel activity. The transcript has a single exon. Gene Ontology annotation, cellular component: membrane.